Messenger RNA from Cololabis saira (Pacific saury), 10421 nucleotides. RefSeq names its product inositol 1,4,5-trisphosphate receptor type 1-like. The transcript is spliced from 64 exons. Gene Ontology annotation, biological process: calcium ion transmembrane transport. Gene Ontology annotation, cellular component: membrane; endoplasmic reticulum. The coding region runs from base 208 to 8604 and encodes 2798 amino acids. Lineage: Eukaryota; Metazoa; Chordata; Actinopteri; Beloniformes; Belonidae. The record is from RefSeq and is a predicted model, not a curated record. Gene Ontology annotation, molecular function: inositol 1,4,5 trisphosphate binding; inositol 1,4,5-trisphosphate-gated calcium channel activity.
AUUGUUGCCGAGGACACGUUCAGCUGUCAGAGAUAACGCUGCCCGUGCUACUUUUACCUGGAGUUUCACCGCCAUGGACUUAGCGGAGGAUAGCGCCGUGGAAAUGAUCCCGUGCUGACCCACUUCUCCCUGCGUGGCCGUGUCUCUCUCGCCGCCUCGUUCACGCCGUGUGUCGCUCCUGCCAGGUCCAGUCAACCCUCAGAAAUCAUGUCGGAGAAAAUGUCCAGUUUCCUCCAUAUAGGGGACAUUUGUUCCCUGUAUGCUGAGGGCUCCACCAGCGGCUUCAUCAGCACUUUGGGGCUGGUAGACGACCGCUGUGUGGUGCAGCCGGAUUCAGGCGACCUCAACAACCCUCCCAAGAAAUUCAGAGACUGCCUUUUCAAACUGUGUCCUAUGAACAGAUACUCUGCACAGAAACAGUUCUGGAAGGCAGCGAAACCUGGAGGCAACAGCACCACCGACACCGUCCUCCUCACCAAACUGCAUCAUGCGGCGGACCUCGAGAAGAAGCAGAACGAGUCUGAAAACCGCAAGCUGCUGGGAUCCGUCAUCCAGUAUGGAAAUGUCAUUCAGCUGCUUCACUUGAAAAGCAAUAAAUACCUGACGGUGAACAAGCGGCUACCUGCGCUCUUGGAGAAGAACGCCAUGAGAGUGACUCUGGACUCGGCAGGAAAUGAGGGAUCCUGGUUCUACAUCCAGCCCUUCUACAAGCUCAGAUCCCUGGGAGACAGUGUGGUCAUCGGAGAUAAAGUGGUCCUUAACCCUGUGAAUGCGGGACAGCCCCUGCAUGCCAGCAGCCACCAGCUGGUGGAUAACCAGGGCUGCAAUGAGGUUAAUUCGGUGAACUGCAACACAAGUUGGAAAGUUGUUCUCUUUAUGAUGUGGAGUGACAACAAAGAAACGAUCCUUAAAGGGGGAGACGUCGUGCGGCUGUUCCACGCGGAGCAGGAGAAGUUUCUCACCUGUGACGACUACAAGAAGAAGCAGUACGUGUUUCUGAGAACAACCGGCCGGCAGUCUGCAACAUCUGCAACCAGCAGUAAAGCAUUGUGGGAAGUGGAGGUGGUCCAUCAUGAUCCAUGCAGAGGAGGAGCAGGCUACUGGAACAGCCUCUUCAGGUUUAAACAUUUGGCCACUGGAUGCUACAUGGCUGCCGAGGUCGGUGAGGUGAAUCCAGACUUUGAGGAGGAGAGUGCCGAGCAGCGCUCCUCCGUGGUGGACUUCACACCCUUUAAUUUCCAGCUGGAUGGAGAUAACGAAGCUCUGCGAGGCCGCCUGCGGGCUCCACUGGAGAAGAUCAUGUACACUCUGGUGCCCGUUCCUGAUGGCAUGGACAUCUCCUCCAUCUUCGAGCUGGACCCCACCACUCUGAGGGGGGGGGACUCCAUGGUGCCCAGGAGCUCCUACGUCCGGCUGAGACACUUGUGCACCAACACUUGGGUUCACAGCACCAACAACCCCAUCGACAAAGAGGAGGAGAAACCCGUCAUGUUACGGAUUGGAACAUCAGGACUAAAAGAAGAUAAGGAGGCUUUUGCUAUAGUACCGGUCCCACCAGCAGAAGUGCGUGAUUUGGACUUUGCUAAUGAUGCAAGUAAAGUGUUGGCCUCCAUCGCUGGCAAACUGGAGAGGGGGACCAUUACACAAAACGAGCGAAGGUUUGUGACCAAGCUCCUGGAGGACCUGGUUUUCUUCGUGGUGGACAUUCCCAACAGUGGACAGGAUGUUUUGGAGAUCAUGGUCAACAGGCCCAACCGAGAGAGACAGAAGCUGAUGAGGGAGCAGAACAUCCUGAAACAGAUCUUCAAACUUCUCCAAGCUCCUUUCACUGACAGCGGCGACGGUCCCAUGCUGCGGCUGGAGGAACUUGGAGAUCAGCGCCACGCGCCAUUUAGGCACAUCUGCAGGCUUUGCUACCGAGUGCUCCGCCAUUCCCAGCAGGACUACAGGAAGAACCAGGAAUAUAUAGCCAAGCAGUUCCGCUUCAUGCAGAAGCAGAUCGGUUAUGACGUGUUGGCAGAGGACACGAUAACGGCUCUCCUGCACAACAACCGGAAGCUGCUGGAGAAGCACAUCACGGCUGCAGAGAUCGACACCUUUGUAACUCUGGUGAGGAAGAACCGGGAGCCGAGGUUCCUGGACUACCUGUCGGACCUCUGCGUGUCCAUGAAUAAAUCCAUCCCCGUGACGCAGGAGCUCAUCUGCAAUGCAGUGCUGGACUCCAGCAACGCCGACAUCCUCAUCGAAACCAAACUGGUCCUGUCGAGGUUUGAGAUCGAGACGACGACGCCAAACGGGGAAAACCCUGUAGAGGCGGAGGACGAGGAGGAGGUGUGGCUGUUCUGGAAAGACAACUGCAAGGAGAUCCGGAGUAAGAGUAUCCGGGAGUUGGCUCAGGAUGCCAAGGAAGGCCAGAAGGAAGACCAAGAGGUGGUCAGCUACUACAGGUGCCAGCUGAACCUCUUUGCCCGGAUGUGUCUGGACCGUCAGUAUCUGGCCAUCAACAAGAUCUCAGGUCAGCUGGAUGUGGAUUUGAUCCUGCGCUGCAUGUCGGAUGAGGACCUGCCGUUUGACUUGCGAGCGUCUUUCUGCCGCCUGAUGCUGCACAUGCACGUGGACCGGGAUCCUCAGGAGCAGGUCACGCCUGUCAAAUACGCCCGUCUGUGGUCUGAGAUUCCCUCCAAAAUUGCGAUUGACGACUACGACACCGAUGAAACCACUCGAGAUGAGAUCAAAGAGCGGUUCAGCCUCACCAUGGACUUUGUAGAGAACUACUUGAGAGAAGUCGUGUCCCAGAAUGUUCCCUUCUCUGAUAAGGAGAAGAACAAGCUCACCUUCGAGGUGGUGAACCUAGCAAGGAACCUCAUAUACUUUGGGUUCUACAACUUCAGUGACUUGCUGCGCUUGACAAAGAUCCUGCUCAACAUCUUAGACUGCGUGCACGUCAGCACCGUUUACCCCAUCCCCAAAAUCGAAAAAGGGGACGAAAACAAAGCGGGGAGUAACGUGAUGAAGUCCAUCCAUGGAGUCGGGGAGCUGAUGACGCAGGUGGUUCUGCGAGGAGGCGGUUUGCUGCCUGCAGCGCAGGUCCAUCAGCCCGAGGGAGAUGUGGUCAAGACGCAGGCUGAACCGGAGAGAGAAGACAUCAUGGUCAUGGACACGAAGCUCAAGGUCAUCGAGAUUCUUCAGUUCAUUUUGAACGUACGGCUAGACUACAGGAUAUCCUGCCUGCUGUGUAUUUUCAAACGGGAGUUUGAUGAGAACAACCCACAAGGAGACAACACGUCCAGUCAGAACGGAAGCAUCACAGGUCAAAUGCCAGGUAAUUUUAACUUUGAGAACAUUGAGGAACAGGCUGAGGGGAUCUUUGGAGGAAGUGAGGAGAACACGCCGCUAGACCUGGAUGACCACGGCGGCCGCACGUUCCUAAGGGUCCUGCUGCACCUCACCAUGCAUGACUACCCCCCCCUCGUCUCUGGAGCGCUUCACCUCCUCUUCAGACACUUCAGCCAGAGACAGGAAGUCCUCAUGGCUUUCAAACAGGUCCAGCUGCUCGUCACCAGUCAAGACGUUGAAAACUACAAGCAGAUCAAGUCAGAUCUGGACCAGCUGCGCUCAAUUGUGGAGAAAUCGGAGCUGUGGGUUUACAAAAGGCAGGGGGAGGAUGGGAUGGACGGAGACGGACCUUCAGAGUCUGAAAGCAAAAAGAAGGGAGAUUCUUCCGGCUCAGACAAGAAGAAAACUGAGAGCACCAGCAGUUACAACUACAGAGUUGUGAAAGAGGUCCUGGUGCGCCUCAGUAAACUGUGCGUCCAGGAGGGAAGCUCGGGAAAGAAGAGUAAGAAGCAGCAGCAGCGGCUGCUGAGGAACAUGGGAGCUCACAGCGUGGUGCUUGAACUCCUUCAGAUCCCCUACGAGAAGGGGGAAGACGUUCGAAUGCAGGAGAUCAUGAAACAGGCUCAUGAGUUUCUGCAGAACUUCUGUGCUGGGAACCAGCAGAACCAAAUUCUUCUCCACAAGCACAUCAACUUGUUUCUUAAUCCAGGAAUCCUGGAGGCCGUCACCAUGCAGCACAUCUUCAUGAAUAACUUCCAGCUGUGCAGCGAGAUCAACGAGCGUGUGGUUCAGCACUUUGUCCACUGCACCGAGACGCACGGUCGACAUGUCCAGUAUCUGAAGUUCCUGCAGACCAUCGUUAAAGCUGAGAACAAGUUCAUCAAGAAGUGUCAAGACACCGUCAUGGCGGAGCUGGUAAACUCUGGCGAAGAUGUCCUGGUCUUCUACAACGACCGAGCCUCCUUCCAGACCUUAAUCCAGAUGAUGCGCUCGGAGCGGGACCGCAUGGAUGAGAACAGCCACCUGAUGUACCACAUCCACCUGGUCGAGCUGCUGGCUGUGUGCACGGAGGGCAAGAACGUCUACACGGAGAUCAAGUGCAACUCUCUGUUACCCCUGGAUGACAUUGUGCGAGUCGUCACCCACGAGGACUGUAUCCCCGAGGUGAAGAUUGCCUAUAUUAACUUCCUGAACCACUGUUAUGUGGACACAGAGGUUGAGAUGAAGGAGAUUUACACAUCCAAUCAUAUGUGGAAGCUGUUUGAGAACUUUCUGGUGGACAUCUGCAGGGUGUGCAACAGCACCAGCGACAGGAAGCACGCGGACACCAUUCUGGAGCGUUACGUAACGGAGACGGUCAUGAGCAUCGUCACAUGCUUCUUCAGCUCGCCUUUCUCCGACCAGAGCACGAGUCUGCAGAUGGCCCGUCAUAUGUAUGCAGCCAUUCUUGGAAAGAUAACUGAGACUCGCCAGCCUGUGUUUGUGCAGCUGCUGCAGGGGGUUUUCAGGGUGUACCACUGCAGCUGGCUCAACCCCGUGCAGAAGGCCGCGGUGGAGGCCUGUAUUAAAGUGCUCUCAGACGUGGCCAAGAGCAGAGCAAUCGCCAUCCCCGUGGACCUGGACAGUCAGGUGAACAACCUGUUUGUGAAGUCCAACAACGUUGUACAGAAGAGCAUCCUCAACUGGAGGCUGUCUGCAAAGACCUCGACCAGACGAGACUCCUGCCUGUCGACCUCCAAAGACUACAGGAACAUCAUCGAGAGGCUUCAGGACAUCGUCUCCGCGCUGGAGGACCGCCUGAGGCCGCUGGUCCAGGCCGAGCUCUCGGUUCUGGUGGACGUCCUGCAUCGUCCAGAGCUGCUCUUCCCCGAAAACACAGAAGCUCGCAAGAAAUGUGAAAGUGGCGGAUUCAUAUCGAAACUAAUCAAACACACCAAGCAGUUACUGGAGGAGAACGAGGAGCGUCUGUGCAUCAAAGUGUUGCAGACUCUGCGAGAGAUGAUGACAAAGGACCGGGGCUACGGGGAGAAGCUGAUUGCCUUUGAUGAUGAGAUGGAUGUGGCGGAGCUGGCACCUCCGCCCGAGCCCGAAGUCCCUGCCGAGGAGCUUGAUCCCAACCAACCACUGAAGCAAGUGGAGGAUCAGAGAAGGGCCGAGGCGCUGCGACAGAUUCUUGUCAACCGUUACUAUGGAAAUGUCAAAUCUGGGCCGAGGAGAGAGAGCCUCACGGCGUUCAGCAAUGGUCCUCUUGCUGCUGGGGGGCAGGGAAAAGCACCCACAGUCGUCAGCUCUGGGGUCGGAGGUCGAGGGGAGCUCAGUUUGGCUGAAGUCCAAUGCCACCUGGACAAAGAGGGAGCUUCUGAUCUCGUCAUUGAUCUCAUCAUGAAUGCCACGAGUGAUCGGAUCUUCCAGGAGAGCAUAUUGUUGGCCAUCGCACUGCUGGAGGGUGGAAACACAGUCAUACAGCGCUCCUUCUAUCAUCGUUUGACGGGGGACAACAAGUCCGAGAAGUUCUUCAAGGUGUUUUAUGAGCGCAUGAAGUUGGCCCAGCAGGAAAUCAAAGCCACCGUGACGGUCAACACCAGCGACCUGGGCAGCAAGAAGAAGGACGAGGAACCGCCGGACAAAGACCAGCCGGCACGCAAGAAAGUGAAAGAUGUGCCGGUGGUCGCCACGGUGACCGAAGAGGCCAAGGAGCAGCUGGUGGAGGCCUCCACGGUCACCAAAAAGGCCUUCACAACCUACAAGCGCGAGGCCGAGGCCGAAGAGCACCAGGCGGCCGCCGACGGCACCCCGGUGCCGGCGGCCGAUAAGAGCCAGGACGAAGGCGAGAUGAGCGUCAUCAUCACCAUCAUGCAGCCCAUCCUGCGUCUCAUGCAGCUGCUCUGCGAGAACCACAACAGAGACCUGCAGAACUUUUUGCGCUACCAGAACAACAAGAACAAUUACAACCUGGUGUGUGAGACGCUUCAGUUCCUGGACUGCAUCUGUGGCAGCACGACGGGAGGGCUGGGGCUGCUUGGACUCUACAUCAACGAGAAAAACGUGGGCCUCAUCAACCAGACCGUGGAGAGCCUCACCGAGUACUGUCAAGGUCCCUGUCACGAGAACCAGAACUGCAUUGCCACCCAUGAGUGUAACGGCAUUGACAUCAUCAUUGCACUCAUCCUCAAUGACAUCAACCCCCUUGGCAAGAAGAGAAUGGACCUCGUGCUGGAGCUCAAAAAUAACGCAUCCAAGCUGCUUCUCGCCAUCAUGGAGAGCCGGCAUGACAGCGAAAAUGCAGAGAGGAUACUGUACAACAUGAGGCCGAAGGAGCUGGUGGAGGUGAUCAAAAAGGCCUACAUGCAAGGAGAGAUAGAGGUGGAGGAGCCACAGGGGGAGGGGGAGGAGGAAGAGGAGGAGCAUUCUGCUUCUCCCCGCAACGUUGGUCAUAAUAUCUACAUCUUGGCACAUCAGUUGGCCCGUCACAACAAGGAGCUGCAGGAGCUGCUGAAGCCGGGGGGCACGUAUGGAGAAGGUGACGAGGCGCUGGAGUUCUACGCCAAACACACGGCUCAGAUCGAGAUUGUACGGCUGGAUCGCACCAUGGAGCAGAUCGUCUUUCCCGUUCCCAACAUCUGCGAGUUCCUCACGCAAGAGUCCAAGCUGCGAGUGUACUACACCACGGAGCGGGACGAGCAGGGCAGCAAGAUCAAUGACUUCUUCCUGAGCGCAGAGGACCUCUUCAAUGAGAUGAAUUGGCAGAAGAAGCUGCGAGGGACUCAGGAGGCUCCCGGAGACCCAAACACGGUUCCCUCCCAGCCCAUCCUCUACUGGUGCUCCAGGAACAUGUCCUUCUGGAGCAGCAUCUCCUUCAACCUGGCUGUGCUCAUGAACCUCCUCGUGGCCUUCUUCUACCCGCUGGAAGGAGUCCGCGACGGCACCCUGGAGCCUCAUCUGUCGGCCCUGCUGUGGAUGGCCAUGUUAGUGUCUCUGGCUAUCGUCAUCGUCCUGCCUCAGCCUCACGGCAUCAGGGCGCUCAUCGCCUCCACCAUCCUGCGCCUCAUCUUCUCCGUAGGCCUGGAGCCCACGCUGCUCGCGCUGGGGGGCUUUAACUUACUUAACAAGAUGAUCUUCCUGAUGAGCUUCGUGGGGAAUCGGGGAACCUUCACGCGCGGAUACAAGGCCAUGAUCAUGGACGUGGAGUUCCUGUACCACCUGUUGUACCUGAUCAUCUGCAGCCUGGGGGUCUUUGUCCACGUCUUCUUUUACAGCCUACUACUCUUUGAUCUGGUUUACCGGGAAGAGACCUUGCUGAACGUCAUAAAGAGUGUGACCCGCAACGGUCGCUCCAUCGUUCUGACGGCGGUUCUGGCUCUUAUUCUCGUCUACCUCUUCUCUAUCGUGGGCUACAUCUUCUUCAAAGAUGACUUCCUGCUGGCUGUCGACAGAAUACCAAACACCACACUCGAACACGGAGCCAGCAUGGUGGGAGAGCUGUUCUCCGGGGGAGCGUGUCAGAAGGACAACGGAGGGAACUGCUCCACGGAGGCCCUCGUGGAUGCGUCCGUUGCCGUUCAGCCAUCGGUUGUGAUUGAGGACAAAGAGCGAUCGUGUGACUCCCUGCUCAUGUGCAUCGUUACGGUGUUGAGUCACGGCCUCAGGAGUGGAGGAGGUGUUGGAGACGUCCUGCGGAAGCCGUCAAAGGAGGAACCAUUGUUUGCGGCCAGAGUCAUCUAUGACAUGCUGUUCUUCUUCAUGGUCAUCAUCAUCGUCCUCAACCUCAUCUUUGGUGUCAUCAUCGACACGUUUGCUGACUUGAGAAGUGAAAAGCAGAAGAAAGAGGAAAUCCUGAAGACAACAUGUUUUAUUUGUGGUUUGGAAAGAGACAAGUUUGACAAUAAGACGGUUACGUUUGAAGAGCACAUCAAAGUUGAGCACAACAUGUGGCACUACCUGUUCUUCAUCGUCCUGGUGAAGGUCAAGGACUCCACCGAGUACACUGGCCCGGAGAGUUACGUGGCUGAAAUGAUGAGGGAACACAACCUGGACUGGUUUCCACGGAUGCGGGCCAUGUCGCUGGUCAGCAGCGACGCCGACGGCGAGCAGAACGAGAUCAGGAGCUUGCAGGAGAAGCUGGAGUCCACCAUGAAGCUGGUGACCAACCUCUCGGGGCAGCUGACGGAGCUGAAAGAGCAGAUGACGGAGCAGAGGAAGCAAAAGCAGCGGAUCGGCCUGCUGGGAAACCCUCAACACAUGAACAUCAACCCGCAGCAGCCUGCGUGAGGUCUACCGGCGGCGACGCUGCUCCACCGGCCGACGUGUGCAGCUCUCUCGCCAGGAGCACGUUAGUGUUUGCUCUGCUGAGUGUGACAGUAGCGUAAAACGGUAGGGAGACACUUUAACAUAGGUAGUUAUAAGGCGAUGUGUAGCUCUACCCAUCCUCGUGUCACAGACACCCACACUCUGUUCUGUUCCGUCUGUGCCAAAUGGUUUUCUUAGAAAUAAACUGGAUUUCUCAACACAUGGCCUUUAAGAGAUGACCUUGAAACAUGGGGACGCUAACUGGAAAUAAUGAACUGUUUGGGGGGUGGUUUUGUUUGUUUUCGAAGGGGUUUCUUUAUUUGUACGUCAUGCAUAAUGAGCAGUAUUUAUUUAUUUAUUUUUGUAUGUUGUGCAAUAUUUUUAACUUAAAUAUGCAACCUUGUUGGUGUGUAGAUUUAAGUUCCCUCAGUUGCGUCUCAUUUAAAAGCGCUGGCCAGUACGUCGGUCUGGUCCCGGUCACCAGACAAACGUGUCUGCAGUUACACAAGAAUAGAGUUAAAAUAAUAAGCUGUCCUUCUCUUUAUUUCUUCAAGUGUGCAUACUUUGAGUGACAACUGUAUCCAUUAGAGGUAGUAUAUGGUGUGAGAGCAAUAUAAACGGAUAGAUUUCUUCCAGCUGUUUAAUCUAAUGGUCUUAUCUCAGUGCUAAAGAAAUUAGCUUCCUUAUUGAACUGCUUUGUAAAGGACGUUUAAAGUAUCCCCACUGUCAUCCACGCUGUUACGGUGUAAUUUAUAUGCUAGUAAACACCAUUUAGUAUAAUUUCUCCACUUUUGCUGCAAACCUCUUCCAUUUGUGCCUGUUUUGUUCCUUUUUUCUUUUUUUUUUUUUCCUUCCUCCAGUGAAGUCGAACACGAUUUACUGCUUCUGCUGAGUCACUAACGUCAGCGUUCACGCUGAUGAGCGUCUUUGUUGGUUUUCAGGCUACAAAUAGCAAGUACUUUUCUUUUUUUUCUUUUUGGACUACUAUAUGUAAAUAAAGUUUGCUUUCUUUUGCUUUUGUAUAGAAAAUUAAGAUUACAAAAAACUGUAACUCAAAAAUGUUAGGAUUAAACAAAGUAAUGACGAUUUGUAUAUUAAAGUAGUUAUUUAUUAAAAUUGAUGUAAUUAACAUGUUUCUUGCACAGUUAUUGAUGUUGGCUCAAACUUUCUACGAGAGAUUAUUAAUUGGCUUUUUGAUAUAUAUCGCUGUGCUCUAGUGCUUCAUCACACGUGGCCAGCUUUUCAUGACAGAUGAAUCAUUUGUAAUGAUUUAUCUAAUGUCCCAGUGUAAGUUGACUAGCGACAUAAAUCAGUCAUGUUUAUCAGCAUCCCAUAAGCAGAAGAUGAAUUUAUCAAAUAUUUGAUCACAGGAACCGUGACCUUUCUGGUUGCGAGUAAGCCGGGCCCCUCCGUGAUGCUGGCGGUGUUUAGUUUGUCUCGCGGGGUUAAUGCCACCGUUUCAGUCCAUUUUCCGGUUUAAAUAUUAAAAUAGAAGCUGGAACUGUUUUAUUAUUGUUGCUGUAAUUUUUUUGUUUUAUCUUUGUAUUGUUUUAUUUCUUAUUUUUAUUUUAUUUUUUCACCAUAGGAAGAGGAGAGAAUCUCUGACCGUACUGCUUCCAUUCUCUAUGCCAUUUAUGACAGUACUAUGAUCAUCUUGUUACCACGAGUUUCUUAAUAAAAAAUUGAUCACAAAAAAAAAUAUUAAACUGGAAGCUGGAUCCAUCCCCUGGCUUUCGCAGACACCGCCUCUGGACUGGAAACUGGCCUCAGUUUUCUGACACCAGCAACCACCGGCACAA